AUGCUCAUUCCACCUUAUCAGAAAUUUCUGAAGGAUGCUGUUCAGCAAAGAACCAGGGAAGCACAAGGGAUGGUAGUGUUGACUCGUGAGUGCAGUGCAAUCAUUCAGCGGAAGGUCAUCUCCGACAAAAAGGAAGAUCCGGGGAGUUUCACUUUGCCCUGCAUGUUGGGACCCCUAUCUUUCAAAAACAGCCUCUGCGAUCUAGGAUCAUCUGUCAGCCUCAUGCCUUUGUCUGUAGCAAAGAGACUGGGAUAUCACAAGUACCAAGCCUGCGGAAUCUCACUAGUCUUGGCAGAUAGAUCGAUAAGGUUACCAACUGGGAUGCUUGAAGACCUGCCUUUGAGGAUAGGGAAUGUAGAAAUCCCCACCGACUUCAUUGUGCUUGAGAUGGAUGAGGAACCAACAGAUCCAUUGAUUCUAGGAAGGCCAUUCCUAGCUACAGCAAGAGCAAUGAUAGAUGUCUGUGAAGGAACAAUUGAGCUAAACUUGGGAAAGGACCUGAAGAUGAAGUUUGAUAUCAAGGAUACAAUGAGGAAACCAACUAUAGAAGAAGGAUAUGUGAGCUCAGAAACUGAUGAGUACAAGAAGCUCCUUGACACCUUCAGACCAGUUCCAAACAUUCUGAGCAUUGAGGGAUUGGACAGGCCAGUUUGCGAAGUCAUGGCAGUGAGCUCGAUCAAGAACUCGAUCGAGUCGAGUUUCGAACAAACGAACUCGAUCGAGCUGGGGACUGAAUGCAAGGAGCAAGCUCAAGGAGAUUGGUCUGAGCUCAAGGCGCCUAAAGUCGACCUCAAACCUUUGCCUGAGGGCCUCAGGUAUGCAUUUCUGGGUGAAAACUCAACUUACCCUGUCAUUGUGAACUCUGAUUUGGAACCUGAACAGUUGAGUGCUUUGCUUGUUGAAUUGAGAAAGUACAGAAAGGCAAUAGGAUUGAACCCCAAUCUAAAGGAAGUAGUGAAGAAAGAGAUACUCAAGUUGCUUGAUGCUGGGAUAAUCUAUCCCAUCAGUGAUAGCACUUGGAUAUCUCCAGUUCAUUGCGUCCCAAAGAAAGGGGGGAUCACUGUCAUUAAAAACGACAAAGAGGAGCUGAUUCCCACUAGAACAAUAGUGGGGCAUCGCAUGUGUAUUGACUAUAGGAAGCUAAAUUCAGCAUCUAGAAAGGAUCAUUUCCCUCUCCCUUUCAUUGAUCAGAUGUUAGAAAGAUUGGCAAACCACCCUUUUUAUUGUUUUCUUGAUGGCUACAGUGGUUUCUUCCAAAUCCCGAUCCACCCUAAUGAUCAGGAGAAGACCACUUUCACAUGCCCUUAUGGCACCUUUGCUUAUCGAAGGAUGCCAUUUGGGCUGUGCAAUGCUCCAGCUACUUUCCAGAGGUGCAUGACCUCCAUUUUUUCAGAUCUGAUAGAGGAGAUGGUAGAAGUCUUCAUGGACGAUUUCUCAGUCUAUGGAGCAUCCUUCUCCUCAUGUUUGUCUAACUUGUGCAGGGUGUUGCAGAGGUGUGAGGAGACCAAUCUAGUACUCAACUGGGAGAAGUGCCACUUCAUGGUUCGAGAAGGGAUUGUGCUUGGACACAAGAUUUCCGAGAAAGGGAUCGAGCUCGAUCGAGCUAAGGUGGAUGUCAUGUUGCAGCUCCCUGUUCCCAAGACUGUGAAGGACAUAAGGAGUUUUCUGGGUCAUGCAGGGUUCUACAGAAGAUUCAUCAAGGAUUUCUCAAAGAUAGCAAGACCCUUGACAAGGCUUCUGUGCAAGGAGACAGAUUUUGAGUUUGAUGAAGAAUGCCACAAGUCUUGGACCUUGCUGAAGGAUGCUCUGGUGUCUGCGCCAAUAGUACAAGCUCCAAACUGGGAUCACCCAUUUGAGAUUAUGUGUGAUGCAUCUGACUAUGCAGUAGGAGCAGUGCUUGGCCAAAAGAUAGACAAGAAACUCAAUGUCAUCUACUAUGCAAGCAAGACUAUGGAUGAUGCUCAGUGCAAGUAUGCAACCACAGAGAAGGAACUCCUUGCCAUAGUCUUUGCCUUUGAGAAAUUUCGAAGCUAUAUAGUUGGAUCCAAGGUGAUUGUGCACACUGACCAUGCUGCCCUUAGACACAUCUUCGCUAAGAAAGAUACAAAGCCAAGACUUCUCAGAUGGAUCCUUUUGCUUCAAGAGUUUGACAUAGAAGUUGUGGACAAAAAGGGAGUAGAAAAUGGAGUUGCUGAUCAUCUCUCUAGGAUGCGAGUUGAAGACAUGAUCCCCAUCAAUGAUUCUAUGCCUGAAGAACAGCUUAUGGCAAUCAUGAUCUUGAAGGAGAGUUUUGAUGAGAAAGCCAGGCUGGAAGAAGUUAAGGCUCUGCGUGAUGAGAAUUUGCCAUGGUAUGCUGAUAUAGUGAACUUCAUGGUGUCCGGAGAAGUCCCUAGUAGCUUUGAUGCUUACAAGAGGAAGAAAUUCUUCAAGGAUGCUAGGCAUUACUAUUGGGAUGAGCCCUACUUGUACAAGAGAGGACCAGACAGCAUUUACAGGAGAUGCAUAGCUGAAGAGGAUGUGCAAGGAGUUCUAGAGCAUUGCCAUGGGUCAGCUUAUGGAGCAAGCUACAUUGCCAAGUGUGAUCCAUGCCAAAGGAAAGGAAUCACCAAGAGAGAUGAAAUGCCACUAAACCCAAUUCUAGAAGUUGAGAUCUUUGAUGUAUGGGGAAUAGACUUCAUGGGACCUUUCAAACCUUCCUCAAACGGGCACAACUACAUUUUGGUUGCUGUGACUAUGUGUCCAAAUGGAUUGAAGCCAUCCCCUGCCCAACCUGUGAUGCCAAGGUUGUUAUCAAACUUUCAGAACCAUCAUCUUUCCAAGAUAUGGCAUCCCAAGGGUUGUUAUUUCGGAUGGAGGUUCCCAUUUCAUCAACAAGGUGUUUGA
Microthlaspi erraticum is the source of this 2883-nucleotide messenger RNA. Lineage: Eukaryota; Viridiplantae; Streptophyta; Magnoliopsida; Brassicales; Brassicaceae. The record is from the annotation of a GenBank genome assembly.